Molecule: messenger RNA, 2117 nt
Organism: Fulmarus glacialis (Northern fulmar)
Lineage: Eukaryota; Metazoa; Chordata; Aves; Procellariiformes; Procellariidae
Gene: TRPC1
Product: transient receptor potential cation channel, subfamily C, member 1
Exons: 8
Biological process (GO): calcium ion transmembrane transport; manganese ion transport; regulation of cytosolic calcium ion concentration
Cellular component (GO): cation channel complex; membrane
Molecular function (GO): store-operated calcium channel activity; inositol 1,4,5 trisphosphate binding
Source: RefSeq, a predicted model, not a curated record
UGUAAUAAUAUGUACUGUUCCUGUGUCUUUCAGAAAUGAUUAUGAGGAACUAGCUCAACAGUGCAAAACCUUUGCUAAAGAUUUGCUUGCACAAGCACGGAAUUCACGGGAGCUGGAAGUUAUUCUGAAUCACACAUCUAGCGAUGAACAUGUAGACAAGCGAGGAUUGUUGGAAGAGAGGAUGAACUUAAGCCGCUUAAAACUUGCAAUCAAGUAUAAUCAAAAAGAGUUUGUUGCUCAGUCUAACUGCCAGCAGUUUCUAAACACUGUAUGGUUUGGACAGAUGGCAGGCUAUCGGCGCAAGCACACAUGCAAGAAAAUUUUGACUGUUUUGACGGUUGGCAUUUUCUGGCCAGUUCUGUCCCUGUGUUACUUGUUAGCCCCUAAAUCUCGAGUAGGUCGAAUAAUUCACACUCCUUUUAUGAAGUUUAUUAUUCAUGGAGCUUCAUAUUUCACAUUUCUGUUAUUACUUAAUUUGUACUCCCUUGUCUACAAUGAGAAUAAGAAGAAUACAAUGGGACCAGCCCUUGAGAGAAUAGACUAUCUUCUGAUAAUAUGGCUAAUUGGAAUGGUGUGGUCAGAUGUUAAAAGACUCUGGUAUGAUGGUUUAGAAGACUUUUUAGAAGAAUCCCGUAAUCAGCUUAGUUUUGUCAUGAAUUCCCUGUAUUUGGCAACUUUUGCCCUCAAAGUCGUUGCCCAUAACAAGUUUCAUGAUUAUGCUGAAAGGAAGGACUGGGAUGCAUUCCAUCCUACCCUAGUGGCAGAAGGUCUUUUUGCUUUUGCUAAUGUUCUUAGUUAUCUGCGUCUCUUCUUCAUGUACACAACCAGCUCUAUUCUGGGACCACUCCAGAUUUCAAUGGGGCAGAUGCUACAAGAUUUUGGAAAAUUUCUGGGCAUGUUUCUUCUUGUCUUGUUCUCAUUCACAAUUGGAUUGACCCAACUUUAUGAUAAAGGAUUUACUGUAAAUGAAGAAAAGGACUGUGCAGGGAUUUUCUGUGAACAACAGAGCAAUGACACAUUCCAUUCGUUUAUUGGCACAUGUUUUGCUCUGUUCUGGUAUAUAUUCUCCCUGGCACAUGUAGCAAUCUUUGUCACACGUUUUAGCUAUGGUGAAGAAUUACAGUCUUUUGUGGGUGCUGUUAUUGUUGGUACCUACAAUGUGGUGGUUGUGAUAGUAUUAACUAAACUCCUUGUGGCAAUGCUUCAUAAAAGUUUUCAGCUGAUAGCAAAUCAUGAAGAUAAGGAAUGGAAGUUUGCUCGUGCCAAGCUUUGGCUUAGCUACUUUGAUGACAAAUGCACGCUACCUCCACCUUUCAAUGUUAUUCCCUCUCCCAAGACUAUCUGUUAUCUUUUCAACAGUCUCAGUAAAUGGAUCUGCUCUCAUACAUCAAGUGGCAAAGUGAAACGUCAGAACAGCCUAAAGGAAUGGAGAAAUCUGAAGCAAAAGAGAGAUGAGAAUUAUCAAAAGGUGAUGUGUUGCUUAGUCCACCGUUACUUGACUUCCAUGAGACAGAAGAUGCAAAGCACGGAUCAGGCAACUGUGGAAAACCUAAAUGAACUGCGGCAAGACUUGUCAAAAUUCCGAAAUGAAAUGAGAGACCUGCUUGGCUUUCGAACUUCUAAAUAUGCUAUGUUUUAUCCAAGAAACUAAGCCCUAACUUUUAAACAAAAAGUGUGUACUUUUAGAUACCUAUAGGUGAAAGUGUUGACCUAAUUCUGUUGCCAGACCAAAUAGAAAAGAAGAUUAUUGCACAAUAAUACAUUUGAAAAUGCAUUUGCGUGAGUUGCAACUAGAUGCGGAAGUGGUGGAAAUAAAUGCGAAAACAGAUAUAGUAAUUUUCUUAAGCUCUUAAUCUUAGUGUGUAUAUAAAAUUUGUAUAUAGGAAUUUUUUUAAUGUUCCUCAGACUGUGGCUGUCAGGUAUCAGAGCUUCAUAACUAGCACAAUGUGUUUUUUUCUUCUAUUUUUGCUGUUUGUUCCUUUUUGAUACUUGUUUUUCAAGUUGUGGGAGAAGAUGGGCUUUUUAAGACAAAAAUCCAGCCUAUGUUUAUUUUUAAUAGAAAAGUCAGAUAUAGAAUAAUAGAAAAUUUCCAGCACAGUUGGGAAUUAUGUUUGACU